UUCUGCUGCUCCUGCUUGCGGCUGGCACGGCUCCAGUCCCUCUGCCGGUGUGUGCCAAUCCCGCCCGGCACUGCAGCCUUGGUCAUAUGAGCAGAAAGGAUGGGGAGAAGGGCUCUUUCCCCUCCCCCUGUCUUCUCCCAAAAUCUUCCUUGCACUUCGCCUCUCGCUCUCUGCUCUUCCCACAGUUGCAAGGAUGGCUAUGACCGACCUGUUCAACGCUGCCGAUAUCAAGAAGGCAGUGGACGCCUUUGCAGCUCCGGACUCUUUUAACCACAAGAAGUUCUUUAUGAUGGUGGGGUUGAAAGGCAAGGGAGUUGAAGUUGUGAGGAGAGUUUUCCAGUUUCUGGAUAUAAAUGGAACUGGCUUUAUUGAGGAAGACGAACUAAGGUUUCUAAUAAGGGGCUUUUACCCAGAGGGCCGGGUCCUGACUGCUAAGGAAACCAAGGCAAUGAUGGCUGCUGCAGAUAAAGAUGGGGACGGCAAGCUCGGCAUUGAUGAAUUUGUGACCAUGAUGACUGAAUUGUAAAGGCUUUGACCAAUCUGAACCCUCCAUCUACCCUUCACUACCGGAUUCCAGCUCUUUUCUGCUGAUCUCCUUGGUUCUUCUCCUGAUGAUAAUUUAUGUUGUUUUAUAUUCCAAUUCUAUUGUUUGCAGCUUUGUAAUUGUGCUAAACGGUGCUGUUAAAAUUAGAGAUAUACAAAUUGUGUAAAAUUCGUCCUCUCUGCGUUUUGCAGAUUGUCAGGGGAAUUUUGUUCUGUCAUCCUUAUAAGUGGAAUUGGAUUUUUUGUUUCUGAAUUUGUGCAAAUUCACACUAGUGAAAAUUUGAAAUUGCAAAAAUGCGCAAAUCCCCCAUACUGUGCAAAUUCCCCCCAAAUGCAUGUUUUCACACUUUAGCCUAUGAAGGAAGUGCAUAUUUUGGGCUAGUUUUUUUAUUUUGUUUUUAAUUUUGUGUACUUUCUGCUAAGAAAU
Elgaria multicarinata webbii is the source of this 970-nucleotide messenger RNA. Its product is annotated as parvalbumin alpha-like. Bases 194 to 526 code for a protein of 110 amino acids. Lineage: Eukaryota; Metazoa; Chordata; Lepidosauria; Squamata; Anguidae. Gene Ontology annotation, cellular component: cytoplasm. Gene Ontology annotation, molecular function: calcium ion binding. The record is from RefSeq and is a predicted model, not a curated record. The transcript is spliced from 4 exons.